Cucumis sativus (cucumber) is the source of this 2182-nucleotide messenger RNA. Its product is annotated as putative pentatricopeptide repeat-containing protein At3g11460, mitochondrial. Gene Ontology annotation, biological process: RNA modification. The record is from RefSeq and is a predicted model, not a curated record. Gene Ontology annotation, molecular function: zinc ion binding; protein binding; RNA binding. The transcript has a single exon. Lineage: Eukaryota; Viridiplantae; Streptophyta; Magnoliopsida; Cucurbitales; Cucurbitaceae. The coding region runs from base 134 to 2005 and encodes 623 amino acids.
UAAUAUAUCCGAUUUUUCGCUUAUCCUUUUCAACUCAAAUCUGAACCGUCUAUUUUUUUGACGUGGACGCAUCGACGCUCUGUGUUCAAACGCAGCGUAUUGCUCUCUUCUUCAACCUCUAGACUAACGGGAAAUGAAAAAUCAUUGCAAAUCAAAAUCUAUGAACGCUCUCUCAACGCCAUGGAACACUCAGCUCAGAGAAUUAGCAAAACGAUGCCAAUUUCUUCAAGCUCUAAGUCUCUAUCCCCAAAUGCUUCGCCAUGGUGAUCGCCCCAAUGCUUUCACUUUCCCGUUUGCUCUCAAAUCCUGCGCGGCCCUCUCACUCCCCAUACUCGGCAGUCAAUUCCAUGGUCAAAUUACCAAAGUUGGGUGUGUUUUUGAACCUUUUGUGCAAACUGGUUUGAUUUCUAUGUAUUGUAAAGGAUCUUUGGUCGACAAUGCCCGUAAAGUGUUCGAGGAAAAUUUCCACUCCAGAAAGCUUACUGUUUGCUACAAUGCUUUGGUUUCCGGCUAUGUUUCGAAUUCAAAAUGUUCUGAAGCGGUUCUUUUGUUUCGCCAAAUGAAUGAGGAGGGUGUCCCUGUUAAUUCAGUUACUUUGCUGGGUUUGAUUCCAGCUUGUGUAUCUCCGAUUAAUUUGGAGCUUGGAUCGUCUCUACAUUGCUCCACAUUGAAAUAUGGAUUCGAUUCAGAUGUCUCUGUUGUUAAUUGCUUCAUUACUAUGUACAUGAAAUGUGGCUCGGUUAAUUACGCACAGAAGCUGUUUGAUGAAAUGCCUGUGAAGGGUUUGAUUUCUUGGAACGCUAUGGUUUCUGGGUACGCACAAAAUGGGUUGGCAACUAAUGUUUUGGAGCUCUACCGUAACAUGGAUAUGAAUGGGGUUCACCCAGAUCCUGUAACUCUUGUUGGGGUUUUAUCAUCUUGCGCGAACCUUGGAGCUCAGAGCGUUGGCCAUGAGGUGGAAUUUAAGAUCCAAGCUAGUGGGUUUACCAGUAAUCCAUUUCUGAAUAAUGCUUUGAUCAAUAUGUACGCAAGGUGUGGCAAUUUGACAAAAGCACAAGCCGUGUUUGACGGAAUGCCUGAGAGAACAUUAGUUUCCUGGACAGCAAUUAUAGGUGGCUAUGGAAUGCAUGGACAUGGAGAAAUUGCAGUGCAGCUUUUCAAAGAGAUGAUAAGGAGUGGCAUUGAACCUGAUGGAACUGCAUUUGUGUGUGUCUUGUCUGCCUGUAGCCAUGCAGGACUCACUGAUCAGGGCUUGGAAUACUUCAAAAUGAUGAAGAGAAACUAUCAAUUGGAACCGGGUCCCGAACAUUAUUCAUGUAUGGUGGAUCUUCUGGGGCGAGCAGGGCGGCUUAAAGAAGCUCAAACUCUAAUUGAAUCCAUGCCAAUAAAGCCUGAUGGUGCCGUCUGGGGAGCUCUUCUAGGUGCUUGUAAGAUCCACAAGAAUGUUGAGUUAGCAGAGUUGGCUUUUGAACGUGUGAUCGAACUUGAACCAGAAAAUAUAGGAUACUAUGUUUUAUUAUCAAACAUUUACUCUAACGCCAAUAAUUCAAAAGGGGUUUUGAGGAUUCGGAUUAUGAUGAAGGAGAAGAAGCUGAAGAAGGAUCCUGGAUGUAGCUAUGUUGAAUUGAAAGGCAGAGUUCAUCCAUUUAUAGUCGGGGAUAGAAACCAUCUUCAGUCUGAUGAGAUAUAUAGGGUUUUGGAAGAGUUGGAAGCGAUAAUAAUGCAGGAAUUUGGAAAGCCUGAGAAAGAUAAUAGAGAAGAAAGCAACAAAGAUGGUUUUACUCGUGUUGGAGUUCAUAGUGAAAAAUUGGCUGUUGCUUUUGGCCUCCUGAAUACUACGACUGGGGCUGAAGUUGUUAUAAUAAAGAAUCUUAGGAUAUGUGAAGAUUGUCACUUGUUUUUCAAGAUGGUUAGUAAAAUUGUCCAUCGUCAAUUAACUGUUAGAGAUGCUACUCGGUUCCAUCAUUUUAGAAAUGGGAGCUGUUCUUGUAAAGAUUAUUGGUAGAAUCAUGGACUUGUUUAGUUUCAGUUAGACUUCAAAUUAAGUGUCUCUUAGCCCUUGAACUUAGAACUUUACUGAAUAUGUGAUGGUUUCAGAAGUGGGCUAAUAACAUGAAAGGAGCCACAGAUGUAUACAAAUUAAAAUUUAUGGAUUAACACCCAUAAUUUCCUUUCAUGCUAA